This is a messenger RNA of Acanthoscelides obtectus, 586 nucleotides long. NCBI's taxonomy places the organism in Eukaryota, Metazoa, Arthropoda, Insecta, Coleoptera, Chrysomelidae. The record is from the annotation of a GenBank genome assembly.
GUCUAAACUCUGAUGACGUCUUGUACUCGGCAAAGUUUCUUUACGGUUCGAAUUGACGCGUUUCGACAAGUUAUUUAUUAAAUGGCGGAAUAUGGCAUUCGCUUCAAGGGUGUUUCAUUACACGAAGCCUUGACCAUGAUUGAGGAUGACGGAAUUGAGGCGGAUUCAAUUACUUUACUACCUCCAACCAAUGCUUGCGAGAACGUAACUGAUGCAGAUUCCGGAGAUGAAGAUCAAUUGGAUAUCAAUAAUUUGCCAGGAAGCCUAAUGCAAGGUGAAGUUGAUAUAAAUGUAAGAAAAGAACAAGAAAUGAUGACGAUUUACCUCUUAGCAAAAUAAGUUGAAAAGUUGAGGGAAUUGCCAAAAAAGAAAUCAAAAAGAAAAAUCAGUAUAACUACAUAAAAGAAGACCUUCCAUUAGACGAAUAUGUAUUCCCAAAAGAUAACAAUAACUUCUUAGGAGAAGAGACAGCUCCGAGCGAUAUGUUUUUUAAAUUUUUGGAUGACGAUAUUUUGAAUAAAAUCGUUGAAGGAACAAAUCGAUAUUCCCAACAAAAAAAUAGUUUACAACAGAAGUUACUAUGCAU